Trichophyton rubrum CBS 118892 is the source of this 390-nucleotide messenger RNA. RefSeq lists its product as uncharacterized. The transcript has 3 exons. The coding region runs from base 1 to 390 and encodes 129 amino acids. Lineage: Eukaryota; Fungi; Ascomycota; Eurotiomycetes; Onygenales; Arthrodermataceae. The record is from RefSeq and is a predicted model, not a curated record.
AUGACAUCGCUCGGAUUCGAAAACUACGCCGAAGCCUUGAAGAUCUACCUCACGAAAUACCGGGAAACCCAAACUGCCAGGGGCGAAAACCAGAACCGACCAUCCAGCAGCGGAUAUGGCUCCGGUGGCCCAGUUGGCGGUCCCGCUCCAGUACCCGCAGGCAUGGCCGGAACAGCACCAGCUCAACAACCACCAGCGGGCUUCACAGUCCCUCCACCCCCCGAGGCUUCCAACAACCUUCUGACUGGGAGUCUCGACCCGAACGAGCAGGAUGGCGCAGCAUACGGAUAUCCCGCUAUGACUCUGCCCGGCUCAAGGAGACGGUGGCAGAUGGUCAGGAACUAUAACAUGAGUACUUGGCAUCUCCCCGUGCCCCGAGCAAGACAGUAA